Messenger RNA from Dalotia coriaria, 1241 nucleotides. RefSeq names its product serine/arginine-rich splicing factor 6-like. Gene Ontology annotation, cellular component: cytoplasm; nucleus. The record is from RefSeq and is a predicted model, not a curated record. Gene Ontology annotation, molecular function: mRNA binding. The transcript has a single exon. Lineage: Eukaryota; Metazoa; Arthropoda; Insecta; Coleoptera; Staphylinidae. Bases 142 to 1110 code for a protein of 322 amino acids.
AGUCACCGAAGUCGAGAUCGAGCGGAUGCUUACAAUCCCCUCACACCGCAGUUGGGACCCACGUUUGAAGACGGUACCGGCGUCUGGUUUAUACCUAGCGCGCGUAAAUUACACGCCUGAAGACAUCUCCACGUUUCAAGAAUGGUAGGCACCCGUGUGUUUGUCGGCAAUCUGCCGAGCGACGCGAACGAGCGCGACCUGGAGCGCUUUUUCCGUGGUUACGGACGCAUGCGCGAGGUGCUGCUGAAAAAUGGCUACGGUUUCGUCGAGUUCGACGAUCGGCGCGAUGCCGAAGACGCCGUGUAUGAGCUCAACGGCAAGAAACUCCUCGGCGUACGCGUUACCGUUGAGAAAGCCAAAGGCACGCCGCGUGGUAGAGAUCAAUACUCCUCACGGGAUAGAGACUAUCCCAGUCGGGAUUAUCGAGGCAGGAAUGAUCGUUAUGGUCCACCAACGCGCACCGCAUACCGACUGAUAGUCGAGAAUUUAUCAUCGCGAGUAUCCUGGCAGGAUCUGAAGGAUUAUAUGCGACAGGCUGGUGAGGUAACAUAUGCCGACGCGCAUAAAAAGCAUCGUAAUGAAGGUGUGGUGGAGUUUGCAUCCAGCGCGGAUAUGAAAAACGCGUUGGACACCUUGGACAACUCCGAAAUCAACGGAAGAAAAAUCAAGUUGGUCGAGGAUAAGCGCCAAAGCAGUCGUAGCAGUUCCUACAGCAGUAGAUCCCGGAGUAGGUCGCCUGCGAGAAAGUCCCGCAGCAGUUCCAGGUCACGUUCGCCGAAAAAGUCCAAGUCGCGCAGCGCAUCCAGGAAGAAAUCAGUCGAACGACGGGAGAGAAGUCGCUCGAAUUCAAGAAACAACAAGGAGGAGCGUCGAUCACGCUCGCCGGAACGCCGAUCGCACUCGCGGCCGAAGAGCGAAGAGCGCAGAAGUCGCUCGAAGUCAAAGUCGAGAUCGCCGAGGAGAGACGAGCGCGACGAACGUUCCCGAUCGCGUUCGAGGAGCGCGGAUCGGACGCGCAACGAGAAGAGUCGAUCGAAGUCGCGGUCUCGUUCGCCGAGUCGGUCCAGGUCGCGCUCACCGAGUCGCUCACGGUCAAGAUCUCGCGAUUAGGGCAGCGCACUCAACACUCGACUUGUACUUCCACAUCUUUUUAACUAGUAAUCAUAUUUUUAUACAUUUUUGUUUCAUAAUUAAGGCAUUCGAAGGGCGGAAACAGCGAAAAUAAAACACAUUUUCACACA